This is a messenger RNA of Arabidopsis lyrata subsp. lyrata, 950 nucleotides long. RefSeq names its product COX assembly mitochondrial protein 2 homolog. Bases 312 to 554 code for a protein of 80 amino acids. The transcript has 4 exons. Lineage: Eukaryota; Viridiplantae; Streptophyta; Magnoliopsida; Brassicales; Brassicaceae. The record is from RefSeq and is a predicted model, not a curated record. Gene Ontology annotation, cellular component: mitochondrion.
AAAAAAAAACAUCACUUUCUUCAAGCGGAUGAAAAAUUCAAAGAUUUGGUACAAUUGAGUCACCACCACCAUAAUAACAUACGCGUUUGAGUUCCCAGAUGUGAUCUCCAUCCAACGUUGUAUUUCUUUCGCUUUGGUUAUCUUCUUCAAUUCCAUCGAAUUCCAACAAUUCUCAUCGAGGAAUUUUGACCCGUCUCUAUUCUAUGAACGUCAUUUUGACUCAUCCUGUCUUUCUCUUCGCCAUUGAUUCUGAGCUCGAGACAAAUCCUCUUUCUCUGCUUAUAGAUACCCCAAUCAAGAAGAAGUAAAAGAUGCAUCCUCCACUUACACCACAUAGACAUCCAAUGUGUCUUGAGAUAAUUGAGGAAUUUCAAAAGUGUCAUAUAGAUCAUCCGAUUGGGAAAUUCUUCGGAGAAUGUACAGAGCUGAAAGUAAAGCUUGAUCGAUGUUUCCGCCAAGAGAAAGCUGUGAAGCGGAAGGUGAAUUUCGAACAAAGCAAGAAACUUCAAGAAAGACUGAAAGCUGUAAGGAAAGAAGAAACCGCAGAGACUUGAUCAUCCUUGAAAUCGAUUGCUACAGAGAACAUUGAAAGUAGCCAUAGAUUCUCUUUCCUGGAAUCCGAAUCAUGCGUCGAUCAUUCUUGUGCAAAAAAUCGAAAUCCUAAGAAAACACACCAAGCGCAAGAGUAGACGAAGGUGUCAUGCUCGUGAACAAGAUUGGAACUGGAGAUGGAAUUAGAAAAGCUUUCGUCUUCACGGUGAUGACUCUAUUAAAUUGAAAGGAAAAAAAACACAGGACAGCUGAAUAUUUUUUGAUCUUACGGCUUUAUUAAUAAUAUAAACUGUAUGAAGAAGCACUGGGCGUUUAUAAAUCGUUUCAUGGGCUUUUUAGCUAUUGGGUUGUGUGUAUUUUUGGGCUUAUUAUAAAAAAUAGUUAAUGAAUUUUUGAAA